AUGUUGCCAAUUGGAUACUCUGAUUGGAGGCUUGUGGAUGCUAAAAAGAAGAUGGCACUUUGGGAUGACAUAAAGAAACGAUUUGAUAUAGAUGAUGCAGCCUUGGACUGGGUUAUGUCUAGUGCUGGAGCAAAAUGGAAGCAGUUUAAAGCAAAACUUAAGCGACAAAUUUUUGAUGAAACAUUGACUGAUGAGCAACUGAAAAACUUACAUGAUCAUAGAAUAGAUGAUGAUGAACUGGAUUCUCUUAUCAAAUAUUGGAGGUCUCCUGAGUCUCAACUGAAGGUCUGCAGUCAGCAACCAAUAAGAUCUUCUCAAGGUGUUGCUAGAUCUUCUCAAGGUGCUGCAGGAUCGUCUCAGAGACGCUAG
This is a messenger RNA of Miscanthus lutarioriparius, 369 nucleotides long. Lineage: Eukaryota; Viridiplantae; Streptophyta; Magnoliopsida; Poales; Poaceae. The record is from the annotation of a GenBank genome assembly.